AAAUGUUAUAUCCCUUUUUUCAGUUCUUUUUGUCAGCUGCGUUGGCGCCGGUUUGUCCGUGAGCCUGAGCCGCAUGUACCUGUAGGGCCCGUUUGUCCUCAGAGAAACGAUAGCGAAAGCUCGCUUCUCCCCGUCCCCUGAACCGAAAUCCCGAUUCCCGUUCUCUCCGGAACCUCCCGCGCCGGCGAUGGCGACGUCGUCGCCGCCCCGCGUGUGCGUCACCGGCGGCAACGGCUUCAUAGGCUCGUGCCUCGUCAAGCUGCUCCUCUCCCGCGGCUACGCCGUCCACGCCACCGUCCGCGACCCACGUGACCCGAAGAACGCGUUCCUGACGGAGCUGGACGGAGCCCCGGCGAACCUGCGGCUGUUCAAGGCGGACGUGCUCGACUACGACACCGUGACGGCCGCCUUCGCCGGCUGCGAGGGCGUCUUCCAUGUCGCCACUCCGGUGCCCGACAAAAAGAUGGUUGAUCCACAGAAAGAGAUGAUGGAACCUGCUGUCAAGGGCACCAUGAAUGUGCUCAAGGCUUGCUCGGCUACGAAAGUUCAUAAACUCAUCGUGGUCUCGUCCAUCGCCACUAGUUGCUUCAACCCGGAUUGGCCUCGAGAUAAAAUCAAAGAUGAGAGCUGCUGGUCAGACAAGGAGCUCUGCAAACAGAGUGAGAACUGGUAUUCUCUUGCAAAGACUGAAGCCGAGGAGAUGGCCCUGGAAUACGGAGAGAAGAACGGGUUGCACGUCGUCACAUUUUGCCCUGGUCUGGUUUUAGGCCCUCUGUUGCAGCAUGUGGCGGUCAAUACCAGCAGCAAGGUCCUCGUCUACAUGAUAAAAGGAGGCCCUGACACGAUGAACAACAAGUUCUUUCCCAUAGUAGACGUUCGCGAUGUUGCCGAUGCGUUGCUCCUGUUGUACAACAAGGCAGGGCCAUCUGAGAGAUACAUAUGCUCACUGGAGCAAAUGGACCUAAAGGAUCUGCUGGCAAUCAUGAAGAGCAUGUACCCUAAUUACAGUUAUGUAGACAAGAUGGUUGAUGUGGAUUUCAACGUUGGAGUCACUUCGGAAAAGCUGAAGAAUCUAGGGUGGAAACCAAGGAAGAUCGAGGAGACACUCGCGGAUAGUAUCGAGUCCUACAAAAAAGCAGGGCUUCUUGGGGUUUCAGAUGACGAACCAUGCCGGCUUCCAUUCAUCUACCGAAUGCCGCCUAUCCAGGAAUGAGAAUGAUCCCAUUAUUGUGCCAUUAAUAUUGCAUUUGGCCUGAAACAUCGUGAAAUGUGUUUCACAAAAAUAAGCAAGGUUUAGGUAUCUA
Molecule: messenger RNA, 1304 nt
Organism: Hordeum vulgare subsp. vulgare (domesticated barley)
Lineage: Eukaryota; Viridiplantae; Streptophyta; Magnoliopsida; Poales; Poaceae
Product: cinnamoyl-CoA reductase 1-like
Exons: 6
Coding region: 188-1213 (341 amino acids)
Molecular function (GO): oxidoreductase activity, acting on the CH-OH group of donors, NAD or NADP as acceptor
Source: RefSeq, a predicted model, not a curated record